Molecule: messenger RNA, 387 nt
Organism: Symbiodinium sp. CCMP2592
Lineage: Eukaryota; Dinophyceae; Suessiales; Symbiodiniaceae
Source: the annotation of a GenBank genome assembly
AUGGCGGAAUGCAUCAUGAUUCGAGGCCUUUGGCUGUUGGGGGAUGCCGAGCAGAGGCUCAUGAUGGACCUCGUGACGGUGGAAGAUGUCUUCUACCCAAUGAAAGGUUGGCACAUCGACACCCGGGAUGGCCAGCAAAGCCUUUGGUUCCACGAGAACCACGAGUUGCCGGAGCCGCCGGAGAAGGGCUGGCAGUUCUGGCACAAUGGGCGAUACCACCAGAGCAAGCUGUGGUUGGUGGAUGUCGACAAGGAUCCCAUGAUCGUGGAGGAGGCGGCCGAGGAAUGCGGCAUGGAGGCUGAGCAGGACCUACCGGAGGAGCCCCUCUUCGAAGAGGAGGACGAACAAGAGGAAGUGUGCAUCGAGGAGGCCCAUGCACCGUCUUGA